Ochlerotatus camptorhynchus is the source of this 4569-nucleotide messenger RNA. RefSeq names its product dipeptidyl peptidase 9. The record is from RefSeq and is a predicted model, not a curated record. The coding region runs from base 656 to 3508 and encodes 950 amino acids. Gene Ontology annotation, biological process: proteolysis. NCBI's taxonomy places the organism in Eukaryota, Metazoa, Arthropoda, Insecta, Diptera, Culicidae. Gene Ontology annotation, molecular function: dipeptidyl-peptidase activity; serine-type peptidase activity. The transcript is spliced from 7 exons.
GCAAAAAAGGCUGCAAAAAGUCUUCUUUCUGGUUUGCGACGAAAAGAGAAAGUGCUGGCAUAAGCAAACACUGCACGCAUUUUAUUUUGUGAUCUGCGGUCGUCAUUAUUUUCCUUGUGUGUCCAUAAAUAUAAAUUUCCCGUGCGCAAGACCUUACAGUGGUGAGUGUUGUAAAGUGAUAAAAUUGAAAAUUGCUGCUGGGGGAGGCUGCGAGGAAGAUGAUGAUGGCUUGCGAAUAAGAUUAGGUGAAGCCGCGACAGAUUCGUCUGUCAUAAAAUCGAAAAGUCAUACCAGCAAAGCGAGCCCCUCCGAUGGUACCGAGGAGUAUUGGACAAUAGCAACGGGACGGAUUUGAUUGCCUGCGUGGUGUGUGUGUGUGUGUAUGAUAAGAGCGAAGGUGUGGACCCUCGAGUGUGGCUUGAUAACGAUAAGGUCCCGAUCGGCGGUGGUGGAGGUGGAGGGUAAUAUGUGGGGCUCCCUGUGAGGUGGCUGUUUUGGUGCGGAAUUAUUACGUGAGAUUUGGCAGAACGCAAUAGAAGAACGAACGGCCUUCGAGCUGGGUGAAUUAAAUCUAGGUCAGAUAUUGCCGAUUUUGUUAGCGCUGUUUGCCAACUUGGAGGAAGCUAGCAAGAUUUGGGCUAAGAUACGGAAGAAGAUGGACGGGAGUAGUGUGGGGAGUUCCGGAAGUGGACCUGCGAGUGGUUCCGGAGGAAAUGGUGGGCGAGGCAUGCGGGAAAGUGAAGACAGUGGCGACGAGAAUGCCCUUGGGAUCAAUGGGCAGUCACGGUUGAUGCUGCAGUCAGAUACGUUGAGGAGCAGCGGGAGUGGUCAGAAGAAAUCCUGGUCCGAGUUGAAAGCUAUAGUGAACGACAUGAGACGACAGAUGGCUUCCUUGGCGAGCAUGUUUCCAAUGAAUGUCAAUUUUAGAACGCUGUCCGAUGGAAGGACACGGGUGUAUUUUCUGAGUCCGCCGCCGUCAAAUGGGUGGGAUACGGUCCUGUUCUAUGCGGAUGUCCCUCAAAGCGAAACAGACACUCGGGCUCCGAUGCGACUCGAUUGGAGUCCUGUGCUGGAACCGAUAGUGUCCCAUUUGUCGGCUAGCAACUCUCGCGAGGUUCAGUUGCUACUGGAACGGAAGCGAUUGUCGAUAUGGGGCAUCACUUCCUACGAGCUGCAUAAAUCGAGCGGGAAAAUAGUGUUUCCCGCAUGCAACACCUUGUACCAAUGCUUGGACACUGGUUACGGUGAAGGAACACUGUUCCCGUCGGAAUUGAGAAUUUUCCAGCGAUCAGCUGCCAUAGACCCGCAGAUUUGUCCCCAGAACUCUGAUCUCGUAGCGUACGUUUGCAAUGGGGACAUUUGGGUCGUUCACACUCUUAGCGGCCACAGCGAACGGUUGACUUUCGCUCACGACGGGCGAAGGUCAUUCGCCGAGGAUCCCCUGACGGCCGGAGUACCUUCUUACGUAAUGCAGGAGGAAUUCAGCCGCUAUCAGGGAUUCUGGUGGCAACCGAAUAGCACCGAUAAGAUCUAUCGGAUAGUCUACGAGGAAGUGGACGAGAGCGAUGUUAGCCUGUACACGUUCCCAUCGUCCCAAUCCGUGGGUGGAGAUUACGAAGAGUACCGGUUUCCCCGGGCAGGAUCACCGAAUGCCAAGUCCAAGCUGAAGCUGGUACAGUUUCGGCUGUCCGAGUCGCUGAAAAUCGUGGAUGCCUGCAUCAAGGAGCUGCAAUGUCCACUGACGUACGCUUUUCCGUGGCUGGAGUACGUCGUCCGAAUCGGAUGGACGCCGGAUUCGAAUUACGUCUGGGCCCAAUUAUUGAACCGUGUUCAGCAACGGUUGGAUUUGGUACUGAUUCCGGUGGAUAACUUUUGUGAGCUGUACAGCAGUUCAUCUCCUUCGCCAACGGCAGGCGGGAGCCACGGCACUGCCGCAACCACCAUGAAACCUUGUUCUUCCAACGACUACUGGAAACUCCCAUUGGAUCGUUCGACGCGUCCCAUGCAGGUCAUCUUCACGGAAACCUCCAGCAAUUGGGUGAAUGUGCACGAUGUACUGCAGUUUCUCGAAAUAACCGACAACUCGGUAACCUUCCUCUGGGCUACGGAGGAAACCGGCUUCCGGCAUCUGUACUUGGUAACCUCUAGUCUUGCCUCGAAUGGCAGUAGCAGCAGCAGCAGCAGCAACGGUAGCACCACUAAGAUCAAUCACACUGUCGACAAUAGUAACAGCAAUCACUGUCAUCACAUGGAAGGUGCUUUCGGCGGGGAAAGGACCACUAGCAGUCACGUUCAUCAGCAUUAUCAUAAUCAUACGGGUGCUGGGAGCAGCAACCUUGAUGGCUGUGGAACAUUGCUACCUCGCAUUAUAAAUAAGGUGGCGUUAACCUCCGGCGAUUGGGAAGUCCUGGGACGUAACGUUUGGUUUGACGUGCAGCAUCAGUUGGUGUACUUUAUGGGCCUGCGGGAGACUCCCCUGGAGAAGCACCUCUACGCCGUUAGUCUGCUGAAACCUAACUGGCUUCGAUUGCUCACCGUUCCCGGAUACUCAUUCACCAUAGAAUUCAACGACGACUGCACUAUGUUCCUGCAGACGUACUGCAAUAUAAAAACGCUGCCAUCGUGGGAACUGGUACAGAUCAAGCAAACCUGUCCGGACGGUAGCGUUUCUGGACUGGAACUGACCUCGAUGGGCUAUCUAUUCGAGGGUGGUCCAUCCGAAAACACUCAGUUCAAUCCAACCAUCUACAGCCCCCGGUUGGCAUCUGGUGAGACGAUUCACGCCAUGGUGUUCAAGCCGCACAACUUUACCCUCGGCGUGAAGUAUCCAACAGUGCUGAACGUGUACGGUGGACCGGAGGUGCAAACUGUCAGCAAUACCUUUAAGGGCAUGCGACAGCUACGAAUGCAUAUGCUUGCCGCCCAGGGAUACUGCGUGAUCUGUGUGGACUCGCGAGGCUCCCGGCACCGAGGUGUACAGUUCGAAAGUCACAUCCGCUGUCGGAUGGGCACGGUAGAACUGAACGAUCAGGUCGAGGUACUGAAGAUCAUCGCCGAACAGCUCGGGUACAUCGACAUGGAUCGGGUGGCCAUACAUGGGUGGUCCUAUGGCGGUUACCUGAGUCUGAUGGGUCUGGUGCAGUAUCCGGAAAUAUUCAAGCUUUCGAUUGCGGGAGCUCCGGUAACGAGCUGGGAGUACUACGAUACGGGCUACACCGAACGCUACAUGAACCUUCCGGACAAUAAUCGGUCCGGCUAUACGGCCGGAUCGGUGCUGAACUACAUCCACAAGUUCCCCGAUGAGGACAACCGACUGCUCAUCAUCCACGGUUUGAUCGACGAAAACGUCCACUUCUUCCACACAUCACAGCUCGUCAACGGACUGAUCAAGGCCAACAAGCCCUACCAGCUGCAGGUCUACCCGAACGAGCGCCACUCCUUACGCAAUCUGGAGGCCAGCAAACACUACGAAACCAAGCUACUGUCCUUCCUCCAGAACCACCUGUGAGUGUCCCCGUCUUCUUCCCUUCAUAGCCCCGAUGGUUUCUUUAGCCGCGCGCCUUUUGACCUCCUCUGUUUUCCUCGUCUAGUCCGCGAAUUUGUGCUUUCCCUGUAUGUUCUUUCCACGAGAAAAAAGCAUCGGAAAAAACGCUUGUUGUAACGUAAAAGUUUAGGUCUUGUGUAAAUUGUUGAUUGGAUGGAGAAGAGAUCGAAGAACGGUAUGCGGCAGUGUCUCGAUCAGAAUUGUGUACCUACCCUCGUAUAAGCAAUCUAUACUAUAAUCUAUAUUAGUAAUAGUAACCUUUGUUUAACUGUUAUGCUUUUGACUGAACCACCCUCCCCCCUCCCCCCGCGCGAAACUCCCCGAAAUCGACUGAAGCGAUUAUUUGCACAGCUACCUAUAUAGCGUAGAAAAUAGGAAUGAACUUCAUCGCCGCUACCAACAUUUAGCCAACGCAUAAGUCAUCUAGAUUUUAGCGCCAUUCAUUCGUACGGAAAAGGCUACCGAAUUACAGUAGAGCAUGGAAGGGAAGACAGAGCAGUGACGACAUUUUCUGGGCACCUAGAAAGAAGGAAAUUAAUGCAAAUAUAUGCAAAAGCGAUCGUCUAUUUUACUCAAAGCAAAAGCAAUUAGGCAAUACAUUGUAACGUGUUCUUUAUAUGUGUAGGACUUUUGUUUGUUUUUUUUUUAGCUUACAGAUACAGACAAAUAUUGAUGAAUAUGAUAGAAAUUGUGUAAAAUUGGUUUGCUAGCUGCGGAUUGUUUAUUUUUUUAAAUUAAUUGAUGAUUUUAUCCAAUUUUAACAGGCAGCCAGAAGAGAGAAUUAGUUGCUGUUUAGAGACCUUGCUUUGACUUUUCUUAGGGUAUAUUUUUCUAUAUAUAUAUACAUAUAUAGGAAAAGAGAAAGUUAUGCGUACAACAAAUAAAAUAUAACAAUAGAGCGGUAUAUGAAAGCAUUAAUGCUGACGUGAGAAGCAAAAUAAAGGUUUAACUCUCAACUCAUCAACAGUAGAAAUAUCAGAGCGAAAUAAUAUAUUUAUUGUGCACAAAAGUAUCCACUGCUGAAA